Messenger RNA from Anopheles funestus (African malaria mosquito), 6534 nucleotides. RefSeq lists its product as uncharacterized. NCBI's taxonomy places the organism in Eukaryota, Metazoa, Arthropoda, Insecta, Diptera, Culicidae. The record is from RefSeq and is a predicted model, not a curated record. Bases 1770 to 5702 code for a protein of 1310 amino acids. Gene Ontology annotation, molecular function: cell adhesion molecule binding. Gene Ontology annotation, cellular component: cell-cell junction. The transcript has 13 exons. Gene Ontology annotation, biological process: cell-cell adhesion.
UUCGCGCGACUCUCCUUUUGGUUGUUCCUAACGUUCCCAAAAAAAACAACUCCCCCAAUACUCCCCGUGCGACUCAGCUGUUAACCCCACCGAAAAGGCUAGUGUAACGAAUCUGCAGUCAGUCAUCGAAAAACGGGCACAUGGGCGAGCAACCGUAACGAAAGUGAAUUUCGGAGCGAACAUAAACCAGACGAAAACAAAUGCGCGUUCUCGCUCGCUUCAGCUCAGCUCUCACCGGGUGAGAUGCGAAGUGAGAUGAGAGCGGUACGCAAUAAAUGAAAGGGCUCGUGAGCAUGAGAUGAAGUUCAUUCACUUCGCAGUUCGGUUCAUUUCAUCCCCUUAAAUUCACCUUUUUCUCACAUGGGGCGGGUGGAAAGUGAAUGGAUUGUUUAUGGUUUUUUUUUGGCCGGUUUGUUAUUUUAGCUGCUUGUUAGUAAUUUCAAUGCAAUGCAUGAAUAUCUCAUCACCACUACAUUUCUUCCUAAUUAUUGGGAUUGUGAGUGCGUGUUUUUGGAUGUUUCAAUAUUCGCUAAUGCAACCCUCGCUCAUCUUCGUCACGGUUGAGAAGAUGAAGUUUCAUUCCGUUGUGAUUCGUUACACAUGCUUGAGCUCGUGCUGUAUGCUUUUUUCCCCUUUGUUCCGUUGUGUUCGUCACGCAAAACCACAAAAGUUCGCUCACAUCUCACGACCGAGGUUUUAUGCUGCAUUUUCGGUGCAUCACUUUUCGGUAAAGUCUCUCCCACCCGCUCUCUCUCUCACACACGUUCCACCGUUUCUCUCACGCACUGCAUAUACGUAUUUCGUGAAAUCACGUUCACUCACUAUCGGACUGACAUUCUCAGCUCACAGAACGUAGAAUGUGAGGCAGCCCAACAUGAGAUAAAUAUGGCACCGUCGAGCAAGCGGAUGAAACGAACAAAAAAGCCCAACACACCCGAACGGAAAGGGCGAACGAAGCAUAACGAAAGCAUACUAGCGCUCUCGAGGGCCACUGUUUGAGCUGAACGCUUCAGUCUGGUUGUCGCGUUGGUCGCCUGUGGAAUAGACACGCAGCAAAAGCAAGUGCAAUCGAUACACCCACAUCACGGGAUGAUGAUGAUGAUUGUGACGCGCACACAUACACGGCGUAACGUGUGUAACUGAUGCGUGUCCAGUGUGAAGUUGAAAGAACGGCGGUUUUUGUGGGCCUAUAGAUGCCUAUUUCUGUUAACGUAGGUACGCGUACGCGGAUGGGCGCGCAUUGCAUUGCGUCCGUGCGUGAGUGACAGUUUGGGAUUUGAAUUGUUUGUCCACAAGUUCGAUUCGGUUUGCUUGUAAAUCGCAAAAGUGUUCGAGUGUUAUUCGAGUGUUUUAAAGGGGCUCCAUAGCUGAGUGGAAACAAAUAAAUACACGCACGCAUGCACGAGUGACAUGCAUUUAACGGUAAUAGUGGUGUAAUAGUUUGUGCCGUGACAGUGUGUACAGUGUUGUAAUGUAGUGUAGUGUAGAUCCGACAAAUCGUGACCAAGGGCCGGUGACAAAGGAAGGGUGGUUGGAAAACUCACCCCACCUGCGCUAUAAACCCCGGGAACAGAAACAGCCCAGUGUUGACCAGCUUUGUCAGUUCAUCCUUUUGAACCGGAUUGCCAUAUUACCUGGGCAAGUGUGUGUGUGUUCGUGGACGUGUGUGUGUGCAGGGGAACAUACUGACAUCGACGGAAGCUUUCAGCAGCCCUUUUAUCCAGCACAAGCACCAGGCGGCAGGCGUAACGUACGACACAGCCCGUAAAAUGGAUUAUUGGAAAUUAAUUGUUCUAAUUAUAUCAGCCAUCUACGUGAAAGUGACCAUAGGACUACAACGAUUCGCCGAACAGCCCAAAUAUACCGAGGUGAACCCGGGUCAGGAUGCGUUGCUGGUGUGCAAAGUAAUUGACAAGCGUGGCGUCUGUUCCUGGCAGAAGGACAACAAACCGGUCGGCAUCUAUCCGAAAAAGUACGAAUGGGCCAGCCAGUACGGCAUCGGCCAAACCGCACACGUCGGGGGCGACUGUUCGCUGUGGGUACGGGCGGCCCAGCUCGAGUUCGACGAUGGGCUGUGGGAGUGCCAGGUGACGGCGAGCGAUUUUACAACACAAGACGCACUCACCAGCCAGCCGGUGCGAUUAGUCGUACGAGUGCCACCACAGCGACCUAGAUUAGAGCAUGAAGGAGUGCACGUUCCUCCCGGUCACAACGUCACGGUCGAUUCCGGUGCGGUGGCCACGGUAAAAUGUGUCUCCCACUACGGAAAUCCGCCCGCUCAGCUGAAGUGGUUUCUAGGUGAUCAAGAGAUAUCUCCCAUACAUCCACAAACCAACUCAACCGAACCGGAUAAUCCUCGUACCUGGUCGGCUGCCUCGGUGGUUCAGAUCCCGGCCAACAAGGAACGACACGGAACUGUACUAAAGUGUCUAGCACUGCACGAAUCCUACGCAGCACGAUCCGUCGCCGUCGAGGCACGGUUGGAUGUAAAGUAUGCACCGACGGUGAGACUGCUUGGAGCACCCCAGAUAGACCUGGAGGAGGGCAAAGAUUCGCUCAUCCUGCGAUGCGUUGCCGAUGCAAACCCACCAGCCAGUAUCGUGUGGCGCAGAGCAGGUCGGUCCGAAAUUGCAAGCCUUCAGGAAUCGCUUCAACUGCGCCCGGUCGGACGGCGUGAUGCCGGGUUGUACACGUGCCAGGCACAGAACUCUGUCGGCACUUCGGACACAAUGUCCGUACAGUUGGACGUUAAAUAUGCACCAAAAAUAUUGUCCGCGGGACCGGACCGACUGACCACGGCACCGCUAUUUAGUCCGGCUGCAUUUGAGUGUGUGGCCGAAGGCAAUCCUACUCCCACCUACAAAUGGGUUCAAAGAAUUUCCACUCAGGGUAAACCUUUCCUCGAUCGUGGACGUGAAUCCCGGCUGGUAAUAGACAACGUGACGUACGACUAUCAGGGCGAGUACGAGUGUCGGGCGACAAACUUCAUCAACGGUCAAGAACGGACGGUAACAUCCGAUCCAAUUGCAUUACAAGUCGUCGGUGCACCGCAAGUCUUGCGCACAACUUCCGCCUCCGGUGGUGUUUCUGGCCACUCGGUCUCGGUAAGGAAAGGUGACUCCGCGACAUUGUCGUUGAUCGUGUGUGCCGAUCCACGGCCACGCCAUGUUGCCUGGGAAUGGGGUUCGCUUCGACUGGAAGCAGGAUCUGGCAUAGGACGAUACCGAGUGGACGAUGUCACACAGGACAGCCGAGAGGAUUGCUACUUAGCAACGUUACACAUUGACGACGCGGAUUUACAAGAUCAGCGCCCAUACUACCUGGUAGUUGAAAACGAACGAGGCACCGAUCGACAUGCAAUCAGUUUGCGUGUCGAAGGAAUGUUUUCAGUAGUGGAACCGCUGGAGCUGAGCUAUCUGCUUGGGAUUGCGGGCGGAUGUCUGGCCGCCUUUCUCAUACUCAUCUGUCUCUGCAUCUACGCCGUGCGGGCACGUAAAUGCUGCUUCCGGAAUCGUAACAACUACAAAACAUCGGAAAAGGAUAGCGAGAAGGCCGACCUAAAGUCACGGUCAGACAGUACGAGCGUACCACCGCUCGAUUCGAUCUACACGACACCCACCGGAUUCCACCAUCAUCAUCAUCAUCCGCACCAUGCCGCACAUCAUCCGCACCAGAACGGAACGCCCGGUUCGCCGGAAGCAAUGAAGUCAACUACGAACGUUACGGACGGUACAGCGCAAACCGGUCAGCUGCAUGCGGCCGGUAUCGAUCCACAGGAUGCCGAUCUGGUGCUGAGCACCUUGCGCCACCAGCGUGACCUUUUCAGCGGUCCACUCGGCAUACCGGACGUUACGACACGGGUCGGUAGCGUGAUACACGCGUUCGAAACGAUGGCCCGUCAACGGCAAACGCUGGGCGGUGGGCGUGAAUCGUACCGAGCGGACAAACCGUACGAUACGAUGGGCACCGGGCCGGGAUCGUCCAAGUAUCGAUCGCACCGUUCGAACGUUAAGCGCAUAGGUGAUGCAAAUCGCCACAAGAUCAUACUCCCUUCGCCCAAGAUUUCGCCAUCGUCCUCGGCAGAAACGGGCCACUUUUACCAUGGUCAGCAACUUCACCAUCAAGCAUCAAUUUCCCAUAGCCAUCCUUCCCACUACCAGCUGGCGUCCACGUCGUCACGGCAAUACCAAAACGACCAGCAUCAUCAUCAUCAUCUUCCGCCCAGUUCCUUUUCCUAUACCGAUCCUAAUAGCAUUCCUCCCGGAGUUCGAAGAUACACGAACGUCAGCGGUGGUGGUGUUGGUGGUGGUGGUGUUGCUCCCGGUGAGGAAAAUAUACAUAUUAAUAACAAUAACUUUGAGCCAAACUUACCCCAUACCGUGGACGAUCAUAACAAUCACAGUCAGUCCCUGCCGGGAACGGUGUUUCCAGCGUCGUUAAGUGUGCCCGGCACCAAUACCAUCGCCGCCGGUACUGCCAUCGUUCAGCCGAACGAGAUGCCCCACUACCAGCUAAAUAACGAGAAUGAAUCAAGUAAUUUCGAUUCCUUGAAUCUAGACGAUGAUUACCGUAAAAGCUCUUUUGGCAAACAGUCAAAAUUGCUGUACCAUCAGCAACAGCAGCAGCAUUACCAGCGCCGAAACCCACCGGCAAACAUCAAUACGCUGCUGUUAGCCCGUGCUCAACAACCUAGCGGUACCGUGGGCAAUCGCACUGCCAAAGGUUUGUGGAGCUUGUUCGGUAGCGGUGCCAACAAUCCUUCCGAACCGGCGAACCAUCACAACGCACCGGCAGCAGGGUACAGCAGCAGCAGAAACAAUCCGAACGUGUUUUUUAAUGCAACCUCUUCGCCGACCGACCGUACGAGGGUGGACCCGUUGCUGGCGGCCGGGUCGAUUGCACCGUUGCAACUGUCAACAGGACCGCCAGCAUCCAAUUCUACCGGUACAAUGCGCUAUUACAACCAUGAUAACAACGUUAAUAGUGCCAAUCGUCAAACCAUCGCCACACACUUCGAUAGUCGGGAAGACACCAACGGCCAUUCGGUGGAACAGCGCACCGUACUGCGUGAAGACGGUCAGGACGGACGAACCAAUACCGCCCGACGUAACGAAGCGGACACCAGUAUCGUAAACGAAGGCGAUAACGAAGCCACCGAUAAUCAUGUUAGCGGUGAUAAAUUCCUACGUGGCACCACCGUUAGCCAGUCCUUCAUCAAGAACGUGCGGAUUAUUGGGAAGAAGUCAUCCUCGUACGAUGUAAGCGGUGCAGCUAGUCAAGGUGCACAAAACAACCGCUCCAGUGGUAAAAAACGUAACGAAAGCACUCGAUCUAAUGGGCGGCAGGCGGGUGCAGAUGGAACCGGUACGUCUGGUUCAUCGAAUGGCUUCAAACAUCGCGGCUCGCUAAUGAUGGCAGCGGCCGCCAAACACUUUACCAAGCGCAACCGUGCACCGCAACCGGUAGCGAUAGCAUCCCCGGUAACAGCUGUACCUGACACUGACGAAUUAACCGGUACACUGCGGCCAAAGCCACCCGAAGAUGCCACAAACAAUGCCGACGACAUCGCUGCUAACGAGCCUGGCACUGUGAGGGGAUCGAAUGGCGUUCCACCGCCGGUGAAGGCACGGGCACCUGCUGUUGGGACUGCUAACCGGCGGCUACUAUUUCAACCGCGCACGAUUGAUAGGGCUGAAAUUUGAUGCCAAAAGUAAACUAGGCUAGAUAGAAUGAGUGCCGGUGCUACAUUGUUUAAAAUCGACAAAAGAUGGACGAAUUUUUCAAGUUAAUUUCACACGAAAAAUAGAACGAUAAUUGUAUCCUGUUUUUUAAUUGCCUGGAACAUUCGUUGUCCUAAAUAGAAACCAGAACUGGAAGCGAGUGAACUCUUGUGUGCAUGUAAUCGAACAGGCCGGGCUUUUAAGUAGUGAUAGCCUUUGGCGCGAAAAACAAAAAAGUGGUUUAGAUAGUCUAAAACGAGUACCAGAACGUUGCAUGUAGAAACAUUGUGUCAUACACGUGAGAAACAAACAAAAAAAAGUAUCGCAACGAGCGAUUGUAACCUUUCAGAUCCCAACGUGUUUUUUCUCUGGCAAAAACGGGAUUAUUCUUUUGUAUAUUAGAUAAUCUGUUGAUUUUGACAAACUUCACCCCGAAAACGGUGGGAUGAAAACGCAACAGGGCAACAGGGACAAAUGUUUGCGCCUAGCUCUAAUGAUACAUAUUCUUAUAUUGUACUUGGAUAGUUUAUAAACCGCGAUUGUUUAGGAUAGAGUUUAGCAGGGUUAAUAAUCUUCCCACGGAACGCACUAUAAUCACAAAUCCAGUUUUGUUACCGAUGGGAAUAAUCCUAUAGUACGUUUAGCGUGUAAGUAUAUAAAGCAAGAACUGACGUGCGAACGGUUCAAACAUUUGUUUCUAUAUAUGAAAAAAAACAUCAUCGUUUUAAAAGUCUUCUUCCGCUAACGGAACGUUUUUUGCCGAUUGUAGGCCGAACGUGCGGCCAAAGAUCUGUUGUACGAUAACUAUAUUUAU